AAUCCACUUUUAAUUUUACAGGGAAAGGGAUGUCCUUAUUCACAUGACAUACAGCCACAACGGAAGAUGGAACUUUGCAAAUUUUAUAUGAUGGAUUGCUGUGCAAAAAAGGACAAAUGUCUAUACAUGCACAAAGAUUUCCCAUGCAAACAUUAUCACACGGGUGUCAAGUGCAAAUCUGCUGAAAAAUGCAAGUUUAGUCAUGAUCAUCUUUCUGAUGCAGCUCGUAAUGUUUUGCUCAAGCACAUUGAAUUAGCCCCAAAAGACAUACUCGGUGACUUCCCUCGCCUUACUAAAGAAGCUGCACAACUGGUGGUGGCAAUUACUGAAGCACAUCGCAGAGGAUCCCCAAUGGAUGUUGAAAGUAUUCCUGGUGUUAUGGAAAUAAAAGGCAGAGGCUUCAAAUAUGUAGACAAAGCCAUUAAGAGGCAAGAAGCACGAAUGAAGAACAUGCAUAAGGAGCAGCAGAAUGAACAUGUGAGAGGAGAGAGAGCAAUGACCCCAGAACUUCAACAUCAGCAGGUGGACAAGUUAGUGCACCACAAGUCAGAGGACAUGGAUAUCAAGUCUCCACCUGGACGCAUGCGAACCCCACCACCAAGAUGGCACUACCCAGGUUGUGGCCCUGAGGAAAUAAAUGGAUACCAACAGUUCAGCAAAGAAUGGGUAAAUGACUACCAUUACUUGCAAAAAGAUGAAGACAUGAUCAAUGGAGAACUGCCAAAACCAGGAGCAAGUAAUAACAUGAGCGACACUAGUCCAAGUACCAAAGCCAGUAUGAACACUAACAUUACCCCUGGCAGUUCUAGUCAAUCUGGGUCAAGUGGCAAUAGAAAACUGGGAGGUUUUAUGACGGCUCGAAUGCCUCAGAAGCAACGCGAACUAUUUCAGCGGAUUGAACAGCAGCAUUCAGUCCAUCACGACCAAGAUGAUGCAUUAGUGGAUGGAGGGAUGGAUGAUGCAUCAACCAGUGCUAAUGUUAAUUGGUAUUCCAGUGAUGAGGAUGGUGAUGGUGCCUCACUCUCAAAAGCACAAGGGCAGAAUUCAUCUCAUCUGACUAGCAACUUAUCUCCAAGUAGAACACCUCCUCUUCCUAUUCAAGCUGCCACCACACCUCCAUCGACUAGCAGCCUUACUUCUUCGGGACGACAAGGGAACAGUCCUUCUGGCACGCCUUCUACGACACCUCCGCAGAAGGGUGCCUUCUCUGGCAUCAACUUGGACAACAUCAACAUCUCUUCAGACCUGGCAAGUGUUUUGUCAGCUCUAAAGAAUCAGAAUGCUGCUAGUACUAAUAGGUAAGCUUUUUAUGAUACUUUGUUUU
Messenger RNA from Homarus americanus (American lobster), 1324 nucleotides. Its product is annotated as protein suppressor of sable-like. Gene Ontology annotation, biological process: negative regulation of DNA-templated transcription. The transcript is spliced from 6 exons. The record is from RefSeq and is a predicted model, not a curated record. Bases 67 to 1302 code for a protein of 411 amino acids. Lineage: Eukaryota; Metazoa; Arthropoda; Malacostraca; Decapoda; Nephropidae. Gene Ontology annotation, molecular function: RNA binding; metal ion binding. Gene Ontology annotation, cellular component: nucleus.